Molecule: messenger RNA, 3087 nt
Organism: Galeopterus variegatus (Sunda flying lemur)
Lineage: Eukaryota; Metazoa; Chordata; Mammalia; Dermoptera; Cynocephalidae
Gene: KIF17
Product: kinesin family member 17
Exons: 15
Coding region: 1-3087 (1028 amino acids)
Biological process (GO): microtubule-based movement
Molecular function (GO): microtubule binding; ATP binding; microtubule motor activity
Source: RefSeq, a predicted model, not a curated record
AUGGCCUCGGAGUCGGUGAAGGUGGUGGUGCGCUGCCGCCCCAUGAGCCGGCGGGAGCGGGAGCUGAACUGCCGGCCCGUGGUGGCGGUGGACGGCGCGCGCGGCUGGUGCUUCAUCCGGAACCCCGGCGCCCCCGACGAGCCCCCCAAGCAGUUCACCUUCGACGGCGCCUACUGCAUGGACCACGUCACCGAGCAGAUCUACAACGAGAUCGCCUACCCGCUGGUGGAGGGUGUCACUGAGGGCUACAAUGGCACCAUCUUUGCCUACGGCCAGACGGGCAGUGGGAAGUCCUUCACCAUGCAGGGCCUGCGAGAGCCCUCCUCCCAGAGAGGCAUCAUCCCCAGGGCCUUCGAGCACAUUUUUGAGAGCGUCCAGUGUGCAGAGAACACCAAGUUCCUGGUCCGGGCCUCCUACCUGGAGAUCUACAAUGAAGAUGUCCGUGACCUGCUGGGGGCUGACACCAAGCAGAAGCUGGAGCUGAAGGAGCACCCGGAGAAGGGCGUAUACGUGAAGGGGCUGUCCAUGCACACGGUGCACAGCGUGGCCCAGUGUGAGCGCAUCAUGGAGACGGGCUGGAAGAACCGCUCGGUGGGCUACACGCUGAUGAACAAGGACUCGUCGCGCUCCCACUCCAUCUUCACCAUCAGCAUCGAGAUCUGCGCCGUGGACGAGCGGGGCAAGGACCACCUCCGGGCAGGCAAGCUGAACUUGGUGGACCUGGCGGGCAGCGAGCGGCAGUCCAAGACGGGUGCCACAGGGGAGCGGCUCAAGGAGGCCACCAAGAUCAACUUGUCACUGUCGGCGCUGGGCAACGUCAUCUCGGCCCUGGUGGAUGGGCGCUGCAAACACAUCCCCUUCCGGGACUCGAAGCUGACGCGGCUGCUGCAGGACUCGCUGGGCGGCAACACCAAGACGCUGAUGGUGGCCUGCCUGUCACCCGCCGACAACAAUUACGACGAGACGCUGAGCACGCUGCGCUACGCCAACCGAGCCAAGAACAUCAAGAACAAGCCACGCAUCAAUGAGGACCCCAAGGACGCGCUCCUCCGCGAGUACCAGGAGGAGAUCAAGAAGCUGAAGGCCAUCCUGGCCCAGCAGAUGAGCCCCAGCAGCCUGUCAGCCCUGCUGUCCAGUCAGGUGUCCCCAAGCUCUGUCCAGGUUGAGGAGAAGCUGUUGCCCCCACCUGUGAUUCAACAUGACACGGAGGCCGAGAAGCAGCUGAUCCGGGAGGAGUACGAACAGCGCCUGGCCCAGCUGAAGGCCGACUACGAGGCGGAGCAGGAGUCCCGGGCCAGGCUGGAGGAGGACAUCACUGCCAUGCGCAACUCGUACGACGUGAAGCUGUCCAUGCUGAAGGAGAGCCUGCGGAAGGAGACAGAGGCUGUCCUGAAAGCGGAAGUCCUCUACAAGGCUGAGGCUGUAUCCAGGGCUGAGGUUGCCAAUAAGAGGGAGUACUCACCUGCUUUCCACCAUGAGAUGGCCACAGAACCCCAGGUCUUCUCCAUGCCUGAUGCUCCAUCCAGUGCCAGCGUCUCCAACACCGAGACUUCUUCCAGGUUUGAGGAGCUGCCCCAAGCAGAGCCCUCCAAGUCAGAGAUUUCUUUUGGGUCCAAUGAGUCAUCCACACUUGAAGGAUCCUCUGUGUCCGAGGCCUUCCCUGGGCCGGAGGAGCCCUCCAGCCUGGAGUUCUCUGUGCCCGAGGGACAGCCUAAGAGCAAAUACUUCUCAGAUGAGUAUCUCAGCCAGGAGGCCGUUGGGUCCCUGCUGGAGGAUGACCGCCACCUCCAGGAGGAGGAGCCUCAGGUGACACCCCUGCAGAUGCUGUCAGGCCUGCAGGACCCAUUCGCUGAGGUGGAAGCCAAGCUGGCCAGACUCUCCUCCACUGUGGCCAGGACAGACGCACCCCAGGUGGAUGUCCCCAAGGUCCCCGUGCAGCACCCCUCCCUGACAGACCUGCCAGAGCCCAGUGACACCAGGUCUGAAGCUGAGGUGGCCGAUGGCUUUCUGCCCAGGACUGAGGUUGAUCUUGCCCCGAACAUGGUCAAGGAGGUGGCGUUGGCAGCAGAGCCUGGCGUGUGGAAUGAGGCGGAGGCCCAGAUGGCCUUGGUGGCUCAGUCUCAGCCCAUCCCGGGCAGCGUAAGAAGGGAGAGCAUGGGUGUGGAGGUGGCAGUGGUGACAGACGACCUACUGCCUGCUGUGGACCAGCAGCAGGUGCUUGCCCGUUUGCAGCUGUUGGAGCAGCAGAUGGUGGGGGGGGAGCAGGCCAAGAACAAGGACCUGAAGGAGAAACACAAGCGGCGGAAGCGAUACGCGGACGAGCGCAAAGAGCAGCUGGUGGCGGCCCUGCAGAACUCGGACGAGGACAUCGGGGACUGGGUGCUGCUCAACGUCUACGACUCCAUCCAGGAGGAAGUGAGAGCCAAGAGCAAGCUGCUGGAGAAGAUGCAGAGGAGGCUUCGGGCAGCAGAGGUGGAGAUCAAAGACCUGCAGUCGGAGUUUGAGCUGGAGAAGAUCGAUUACUUAGCCACCAUCCGUCGGCAGGAACGCGACGUCAUGCUCUUCCAGCAGCUCCUGGAGCAGGUGCAGCCCCUGAUUCGCCGGGACUGUAACUACAGCAACCUCGAGAAGAUUAGGCACGAGUCCUGCUGGGAUGAAGACAAUGGCUUCUGGAAGAUCCCGGAACCCAUCAUCAUAAAAACCAGCCUCCCAGUAGCAGUUCCAACUGGGCCACAGAACAAGCCAGCCUGCAGAACCUCUGCAGCAGACAAUGGCGGCGAGCCAAACAUGGAAGAAGACCGCUAUAAGCUGAUGCUCAGUCGCAGCGACAGUGAAAAUAUUGCCAGUAACUACUUCCGGUCCAAGCGGGCCAGCCAGAUCCUCAGCACAGAUCCCAUGAAGAGCCUCACGCAUCACAACUCGCCGCCGGGCCUCAGCUGCCCCCUCAGCAACAACUCUGCCAUCCCACCCACCCAGACCCCUGAAAUGCCCCAGCCCCGGCCCUUCCGUCUCGAGUCCCUCGACAUCCCCUUCACCAAGGCCAAGCGGAAGAAAAGCAAGAGCAACUUUGGCAGCGAGCCUCUGUGA